UUAUACUCCUCUAGUCACUCAUCCUUUAAGUUAGCAGGGUGGGGCUAGGUGCGCGUGCGCGGUUUUGAUACUCCGCCCCAAACUGCCAACUCUUCGCGCAAGCGAGGUAGACGCGCCUUGCUUAGGUUUACGCGUGCGCACUAGAGGACCUGGGCCCGGAAGACCAGACGCUUGCGCAGUGGGGACAACAGUGACAGUCCCCCGGGUGAGGCGCCGGCCAGUCAUGGCGGAACCUUGGUCUGGGCAGUCCUUGCAGGCUCUACCGGCCACGGUGCUGGGCGCGCUGGGCGCCCUCGGCAGCGAGUUCCUUCGGGAGUGGGAGGCGCAAGACAUGCGCGUGACUCUCUUCAAGCUGCUGCUGUUUUGGUUGGUGUUAAGUCUCCUGAGCAUCCAGCUGGCGUGGGGGUUCUACGGGAGUACGGUGACCGGGCUGUAUCACCGCCCAGGUCUGGGCGGCCAGAACGGAUCCACACCUGAUGGCUCCACGCAUUUCCCUUCCUGGGAAACAGCAGCAAAUGAACCUCUCAAAACCCACAGAGAAUAAAGGAAGCCAGCAGAGGGGUCUCCACGGCUAUCACCGGGUCUGCUGGCUCCCACACUGAGUCCUGUUGCCGCCCAGACCCCAGGGACGACGGCAGAAGGGAUGGGGUUGGGGGCAGGGUGUACCCCAGUGUUCGCAGGGCUGGGCCUCCACUACCCUUGGCCUUGCCUUCAGCAGCCCCAGGCAUUGGGCCAGUAAAGAAUUUGCCUCUA
This is a messenger RNA of Bubalus bubalis (water buffalo), 753 nucleotides long. It is a transcript of the gene TCTA, whose product is annotated as T cell leukemia translocation altered. Bases 224 to 544 code for a protein of 106 amino acids. The transcript has 3 exons. The record is from RefSeq and is a predicted model, not a curated record. NCBI's taxonomy places the organism in Eukaryota, Metazoa, Chordata, Mammalia, Artiodactyla, Bovidae.